Molecule: messenger RNA, 854 nt
Organism: Pipistrellus kuhlii (Kuhl's pipistrelle)
Lineage: Eukaryota; Metazoa; Chordata; Mammalia; Chiroptera; Vespertilionidae
Gene: RRP36
Product: ribosomal RNA processing 36
Biological process (GO): maturation of SSU-rRNA from tricistronic rRNA transcript (SSU-rRNA, 5.8S rRNA, LSU-rRNA)
Cellular component (GO): 90S preribosome; nucleolus
Source: RefSeq, a predicted model, not a curated record
AAUCUCAUGGAAUGUUUUUUCUCAUAUUUCUUUUGUGAUUUUGAAUCUAGCUUUUAUUUUCAUGUCACUGAAAUAUUAAUGUACUAGCCUCUGAGAGUUUGAAAGGGAUAGAUUUGUAUGUGGUUUCAUAGAAAACCCCAAACAGGUUCACACUGUGCGAGCUGAUGUCUAGAGUGAGGUCCCGCUCCAGGUCUGCCGCCAGCUCUCCCCGCUGGGCCAGGGAUAGCAGAGAUGACAGCAGGGGUGGGAGCCUGUGGAAGGACACAUCUGAGAGGUCAUUUGAGGAGCUGUUGGAAUUGCAGAGCCAUGUGGGGACUAAGACACACAAACAAUUCGUAGCUGGAAGCAGCACUAAGAAGCAAGACUUUAGACCACCUGUCCAAAAUGCAUGUGUUACAGAUAAGCACAGGCCUCUGGAAAUGUCAGCGAAGGUUUGAGUGCCAUUUUUGUGUUAAGUUGUCCCCAUCAGUAAGGAGGUAGCCUGGGACCUCCACUUUUACUAUUUGUCAGGGGAAUAUAAUCCUGAAGUGUUUGACAAAACAUAUCAAUUCCUAAAUGACAUCCGAGCCAAAGAGAAGCUUGUGAAAAAGCAAUUGAAGAAGCACCGUGCAGGGGAGAAGCAUGAGAAGCUGCAGCAGCUGCUUCAGCGAAUGGAGCAGCAAGAAAUGGCACAGCAGGAAUGAAAGUGGCAGCAGGAGCCGUGCCUGGCUCUGAAGCAGGAGCGCCGGGCUCAGGCCCAGCAGGGCCAUCGCCCAUACUUCCUGAAGGAAUCUGAAUAGUGCCAGUUGGUCCUAGCUGAGAAGUUCAAGGCGUCAAAACGCAGGCCAAGAAAGGCAACCUCUUCCUUUGAAUAA